AUGGCGUACAUGAGUAUGGGGGAAGCUCACAGAAGGAUAACAGAGUACCUGAAUAGCUUCUCCGACGCCGUUUCGUCGCAAGAUGGAGCUUCGUUUAAGUCUCUCUUUGCUCUCUCCUCCAAUGCCCCUUCCCUUCUUUCUCUCGCCGACGCUCUCAACAUUUUCCAAGACGCCAACAGACUCAUCAAGCAAUCCGACAACUAUUCUCAAUUCGCCGAUAUCCUCGUUCCCCUCUUCCGAUCCCUUCAAAACUACCGCCAGAACAACUUGCUCGAAGCCUACAACGCAUUUGAAAAAACCGCCAAUGCGUUUAUCCAGGAGUUUCGCAAUUGGGAAUCCGCGUGGGCUCUGGAGGCUUUGUACGUCAUUGUUUACGAUGUUAGGGUUCUUGCGGAAAAGGCUGAUAAAGAAUUGGCUUCCAAUGGGAAAUCUCCUGAGAAGUUGAAAGGCGCUGGUUCCGUCCUUAUGAAAGUUUUUGGCACCCUUGCGGGAAAAGGCUCUAAGCGUGUUGGAGCAUUAUAUCUUGGCACAGUUAACCUUUGCCGCAGUGUAAUAAGAAGCAUUGAAACUGCACGAAUAUUUGAUUUUGAGGAAUUUCCCAAAAGAGACAAGGUUACUUACAUGUACUAUACAGGUCGUCUUGAAGUUUUCAAUGAAAAUUUUUCUGCUGCUGAUUAUAAAUUAUCUUAUGCCCUCAAGUAUUGCAAUCCUCAAAGUUCAGCCAAUAUAAGGAUGAUACUUAAACAUCUAAUUCCGGUGAAGCUUUCAAUAGGCAUAUUACCUAAAAGCAGUCUCUUGGAGAAGUACAAUCUACUUGAGUAUAGUAAUAUUGUACAAGCUCUAAGAAGGGGUGAUCUUCGACUUCUUCGGCGUGCACUUCAAGAUCAUGAGGACAGGUUCUUGAGAUCAGGUGUAUAUCUUGUCCUAGAGAAGUUAGAACUUCAAGUUUACCAGAGAUUAGUAAAGAAGAUUUACAUCAUUCAAAAGCAGAAGGAUCCAAACAGAGCUCAUCAGGUGAAGUUAGAAGUUAUUGUUAAAGCAUUGAAAUGGCUUGAAAUAGAUAUGGACGUGGAUGAGGUAGAGUGUAUAAUGGCCAUUCUGAUAUUUAAGAAUCUUAUGAAAGGUUACUUUGCCCACAAAAGCAAAGUAGUUGUAUUGAGCAAGCAAGACCCGUUCCCUAAAUUAAAUGGAAAACCUCAAUUGAUCGAAGAUGUUAUUCCAAUAUGGCAGUCUUCGUAUAACCUUGGACCGGUAUCUAGUAGGUCUUAA
Messenger RNA from Sphenostylis stenocarpa, 1269 nucleotides. The record is from the annotation of a GenBank genome assembly. Lineage: Eukaryota; Viridiplantae; Streptophyta; Magnoliopsida; Fabales; Fabaceae.